Messenger RNA from Trichoplax adhaerens, 792 nucleotides. RefSeq lists its product as uncharacterized. Gene Ontology annotation, molecular function: oxidoreductase activity. The transcript has 2 exons. NCBI's taxonomy places the organism in Eukaryota, Metazoa, Placozoa, Uniplacotomia, Trichoplacea, Trichoplacidae. Gene Ontology annotation, cellular component: mitochondrion. Gene Ontology annotation, biological process: carnitine biosynthetic process. The coding region runs from base 1 to 792 and encodes 263 amino acids. The record is from RefSeq and is a predicted model, not a curated record.
AUGGCCAUGUUUUCGUCUACAAUAAUCAACAGUUUGUUCCGCGCAUCUCGAAGUGCAGUUAAAUACUCUUCUUCCAACUUAAUUCGUCGCCCAUAUUGGCCAUCUCUUAAGCUACAUUAUUCGAUACAAGUUGAAAAUCGAGUUCAAGAUAAACUAAUAUCUGUAACAUGGGACGAUGGUAAAACUACAAAUUAUCCCCAUAUCUUUCUUCGCGAUAAUUGUCGUUGUUCGUCUUGCUUCGAUCCUCAAACUCAGCAACGUUCUAUCUCUAAUGCUGUAUAUCACAACUAUGCUAAUGCAACAAUAAAGACAGCCCGAGUAGACGAUAAAAACGAUAAAUUAUACUUAGAAUGGAUAGACGAUGGCGAACAUACAACUAGUAAUUUUGAAUUAGAUUGGUUAAAAGCUCAUCGAUCUAUCACUUAUGAUGAUAUUGAAGUUAAUCCAGUUACCAAACAGCUAUGGGGUAGCGAAAUGAAAAACAAUUUACCACAAUUCGAUUAUAAUAAAAUAUUAAAUGACGAUUCAGAAUUACAUCGAUGGGUGCGUUGUAUGUUAAAAGUAGGCAUUUCAUUGCUCGUCGGUUUACCAGAAGACAUCGGUCAAGUCAAAAAGUUCGUCAAUAGGGUAGCAUAUCUUCGCAAGACAUGCUAUGGAUCUACGUUCAAAAUACAUACUGAUAAAGGUGAUGAUCUAACGACUAUUGCCUAUAAAAAUGGAGGACUAGCUAUGCACACUGAUCUUGUGUAUUAUGAAAGCGUUCCAGGGGUAAUAUCAGAUUACCUGCAAUAA